Molecule: messenger RNA, 3626 nt
Organism: Python bivittatus (Burmese python)
Lineage: Eukaryota; Metazoa; Chordata; Lepidosauria; Squamata; Pythonidae
Gene: THBD
Product: thrombomodulin
Cellular component (GO): membrane
Molecular function (GO): transmembrane signaling receptor activity; calcium ion binding
Source: RefSeq, a predicted model, not a curated record
CUGAACGAGAAGCAACGACGAGGCAUCCAAGUUUCACUGGAAGAGGUUUCACUGUAAUCACCCGCUAACAUGUGGUUUCUCCUAGUGGCGGUGGGCAGCCUGGGAGCGGGGCUGGCGUCGCCCUCGCCAUUUCCAGCGCCGAUCCCCUUCGGCGCGCAGUGCUUGCGCUCCGCCUGCUUCAGUUUAUUCUGGACUUCCAGUAAGUUCGCCGAGGCGGGCGGCGUGUGCGAAGGAGGCGGCGGAUACCUCAUGACCGUGCGCACCACGGUGGCGGCGGAGGCCAUAGCGCUGCUGCUGCGCGACCGCCCUGGCAGCGCGUGGCUAGGCUUGCGCCUACCCGAGACCGACUGCGUCGAGCCGGCGAAGCGCCUGCGGGGAUUUCAGUGGGUGACCGGCGAUGGGCACACGGACUUCGAGGCUUGGGAGAGCAACGGGUCCGACGCCGCGGUGACCACCUGUGGCCCCACGUGCGUGGUGGUGACCCACCAACUGAAGUGGCAGGAGCGUGCGUGCGACGCCUCCGCUGAAGCGAUCCUCUGCGAGUACAACUAUCCGAACGGGACCUGCGAGCCGCUGUCCUUACUCGAGGCCUUCACGGUCACCUACCGCACGCCCUUCGGCGCCCGAGAGAGCGACCUGGGGGCCUCUCCUCCGGGCACGACGGCGGAGGUGCCGAGUCUGGGCGCCAGAUUGGAGUGCCUCGCGCAGGGCAGCAGCGGGUCUUUAGAAUGGGGUUCAGCCGCGCCCGGCGCCUGGAACUGUCAGCUAAAAAAUGGGGGUUGUGAUGGUCGGUGUUACCUGGACGAGCAAGGGAGACCCCACUGCGCCUGCCCGGAAGGCGAAACGUUGUUGGAGGACCAACGGAGCUGCUGGUCCCCAUGUGCCAGCCUGGGAUGCCAGCAGCAUUGUGUGCCUCAGGGUGACUCUGGAAUCUGUAUGUGCUCUGAGGGUUAUGUGCUGGAUUCUGAUGGCAAGAACUGCUUGGACAUUGAUGACUGCCAGGCCACACCAAACCUUUGUGAACAGGAGUGCGUUAACACCCAGGGUGCAUUUGAGUGCCACUGCUGGCCAGAGUAUGACCUGGUGGAGGGCAAGUGCCUCUCAAAAAAAUGGCAGUGCUUUGAUUUGCCAUGUGAACAUGAUUGCAACUUGGUUGAUGGAGAGUAUAAAUGCACAUGUUUUGAGGGGUAUAUUCUAGACCCCAAAAAUCAUCAUAAGUGUCUUCGAGUCUGUAACCAGACUGAAUGUGCUGCGCAAUGUGACCCAAACAAUAUAGAUAUAUGCUACUGUCCAGAAGGAUUUAUCUUGGAAGAGAAAAAUGAGAUAAAGGUAUGCACAGAUAUUGAUGAGUGUGAGUCUGGAGAGUGUACUCCCCACAAGUGCAUCAAUACUCCUGGCAGGUAUCACUGCAUCUGUCCCAAUGGGCAAGAACUAGACAGCUGUGAGCCGCCAUCAGAAGAACCAGAGGAAUAUUCAGGUGCAACUGAAGUUUAUCCCGAAACAUCUGUUCCUCCUUCUUUUGCCCCACCAAAGGAUGGCAGCAGUCGAGGGACAUUGGUGGCAAUCAUAGUUAGUGUCACGUUUAUGGUUGUGGUGUUAGCAGUUAUUAUCUGCUACCUGGUGAAGAAACACUAUGCCGCGCAAAGCAUAGCGGACUACAAGUGUCAGCAGUCUGAAAGCGGUGUGGCAUUGCAGCAUGUCACAACUUGUGCUUCUUCCAGACAGAAAAUGUAGGAAACCUUCAUUCUGGAAGCGGAAAAGAGACAGAAAGCUUAAAAACUGCAUGGAAAUAUUUAUGAAUUUGGGGGAGAGUCUUGUGCAGAUGCUGUUUAAUUUAUAACUGCCUGCAUGAACUCUGAAGUAAUGUUUUCCCUUCAUUUCCUGAGAGCUAAUUGUCAUGCAGUGAGAGCAAUGUUAGUAUUUGGCACUGACUUAUUACAAUGUUAGUGUUUGACACUGACUUAUAAUGUGAAUCACACAUGUGCAGAGACAUGGAGUUUGGACUGCAUUUAUGUAGGAUUUCAGUUCAGUUCUUUUCUCCAGAUGCAACAUGAUUGCUUUAUUAUUUGUUGUAGCAGACAUGAUGCUGUCUGUGUUGAAGAUCAAGAUCACCUGAAAUGGGAGAGAUAUUAAACUCCUCUUCUAAAAGUAUUUUUUCUGGAAACUUCCAUUGUUAAAAUAUGUAUUUAUUAUUCACAGUUUUCACUUUGUUAACAUUAUUGGACAAUGAUUCUAUGUAUCAGUCUUGACGUAUCCUCUGUAUAUGGUGAAGGAGUUAGCUAUCAACUCAUGCCAAAUUGUCAAUUUAAUUUGCAACCCACUACUAUGUAGUCCUUAUUCUCCCCCCCUUUUUUUUUUGUUACUGAUGUUGGCUUGGGAGAAUUUACCAUUAGACUAGACACUAGGUUUGUAAUGCAAACUUGGUAUGCUGUCAAAGUAGUUUUGAGUACUUGCUGUUAUAAGCACACCUACUUUAUCGCAGUGUUGUUACUUUUUCCUUUGUGGUAUCCAUGUGAACUUUCCUUUGUCUUCAUCUCAUUUUCAGAUUGUUCUAUUUGUGGAGUCCUUGGGGUUCUCUGAGCUUGGUUUUCUGACUGGUUCUGAGCAACCCCAAGGAUUCCACAGUUCAACCCUGAGCUACAUAUAUCCUCUUCUAUUGCUCUGUUUGUUUCACAGUGGAGUUCUCUAACUGCAAAACAUGUGACAUACCAGUUGGCACUUUGGACACUUAUUUAACUGGAUUAAAUUGCUUUCCCUCAUGUUUUGUUUCUAAUACAAAAUGUCCACCAGUUUUAGCGGAAGCUGUAUCAUGCCUUUCAGAUUUUCAGUACUGUAUUGGAAAGAGUUGGGGAAUACUUGCAUUUGAGACCCUCUUUUUAUUUUUGUUUAAGACAAUAAGCAUGAUAAAAAGGCUUUAACCAUUUUAAAGCAAAUGAUAUCCAAUCAGCCCUAAGGCAAAAUCCUGCUAAAUGUAAGCCCUUUGCAUUGAUUUCAAGUGCAAAGUGUAACCGUAGCCUGAACUUGAACUAAUUAGCACCUGGAGAGUUUGAUCAUAACUGGAUUCCAAUGUACCUUCUGUGAGUUGCAAUUUCAGCACUGUAAUAUGUACCUUAUUGGAAGUUUGCAAAAAAAGUUACAGGCAUUUGUUGUAUACUAUGGCCAUUUCUUCCUGAAGAAUUUAUAUAUCUUCCAGUGUCACCCAGCCAUUAGUGAAGCAAUAUAAAGCUUGUCCAUAUUACUGUUUUAUCAGCAGAAAAACAGCUGGAUGAAAGUAUAAAGGGCUAUGAAUCACUAGUGAGGAAAUGAUCAAUGUUGCUGCUAAUUGGUUAAUGCAGUUCCAGUGUGAUAUUUUUGACACUUUAAAAUGUGGCUGUUUUAAUAAAUGGGAGUGAAUUAGACACUUUGUAAGUGAACGUUUCAUGUAUUUAUUUAUGUAUGUAUUUAUUUAUUUAUGGAAAAUAUACCAUAAAAUUGUUUUCCAUCUUGUGUAGAUAAGAAAGCCCAUCUCUAUAAAGUAUACAGUUUGCAGCAUGAUCUCUUUAUUAUAGUAAACACAUGUUGUGUUUCAAGCAACUCCUUAUUUUAUCUGACUGAUUCUUGGAAUUUCCAGAUUCUACAGAGAUUCU